AUGAAAUUCAAGUGGUCUUCAUGUCUGGGUGAUCAUAACAAUCCUUCUUCACAUACUUCCUCGAGUACUCAUCAACGCAUUCUCUCAUAUCCUCCAACGAAUGGAGCUUCUAAUGGUGUUGAUCAUCAUCAUGUCGCGACAACCACCACCACAGCCAACACCACCAGCUCUUCUCAUCGAGACCCUUCCAUUAGUAGCUCCACUCCUCUUCUUCAAUCAUCAUCUUCUUCUUCAUCAUCUCAUCAUCACAAACGAUCCAAAACAACGUCAUCCUCCUCUCGAGCUCCACUUUCUAAUCCUCCUCAUAAAUCUAUUUUCGGCUCCUCUCGAAAGAAGAAGAACAACUCCAGCAACAAGAGUACACCCACCUCUGGUAACAGUUUCUCACUCAUCGGUACCAAUAACAAACACUACAUUUACAAGCCUUUGAAAAAGUUGAGUGAUACGAGUCAUCAUGAUGGUCUGAUAGCCUCCAAUAGUAGUGAUGUUUGGCAAAUUGAAUUGAUUGAACCGAGUGAGCUUCGUGGAAUUUAUGCUCUCAAGAGAAUUAAAUUGGUGGAUGAUGAUGAUGGUGGUGCCAAUAACGGUGAUGGUGGUGGUGGUGGUGGUGAGGAUGAUAAUUGUUGUUGUUCUUGUUACGGAUCUAAUUUGUUGUUGAUGAGGUCCAUCAAGCAAAAUCAAAACAACAAGGUUCAUCAUAGGAAAAGUGGAGAGAGUAGCGUUUCUUCCUCAUCAUCCUCAUGUUCCUCCUCCUCAUCGUCCUCAACAACAAUCACCACUACCACUACCACCAACAGGACUGGAAACCUUCAUGAAGCGACUCGUCCUCCUUCAACAACAGCUGUCGUGAGUAGUAGUAGUAGUAGCAGAAGUACUACGAGUUUCAACGAUCAUCAUGAUGAUCAAGGACAUACAGAUGAUCAUAUGACCACUUCUCCUCUCCAAUCAUCUCCUUCCACUUCUACCACAAUGAAUGAAUUUCAAUCAUCAUCAUCAUCACCUCCUACUUCCUCGACCGAUCCAUCCUCCUCUUCCUCAUCCUCCUCCUCCUCAACAACAACAACAACAAAUUCUCUCAAACACUCUCAUCAAAACACCAACAUUACAUUAAUGGAUUUACAACAUUUAAAUAUCGUUCAAUAUUACGAUACAUUUAUUUCUCAAAACAUUGCAGGCAAAUUUUUGAAUAUCUUGCAAGAAUUUUGUACCACUUCGUUACAGAAAUUGUUUGAUUUGAAACAGGACAUUCCAAUGAAUUAUCAAAUUCAAUGGACACUUCAUAUAGCACAAGCAUUGAAAUAUAUUCAUGAUGAGUGUCACAUUAUACACAGAGAUGUGAAACCUGAUAAUAUAUUGCUGAAAAAAGUUGUGUUAAAUAAUAAUAAUAUGAAUGCUAGUGGUAGUGGAAAUACACAAUCACCUUCUCAUUCAAGUCCUCAAGCAUCCUCCAUGAAUAAUAAGGAAGGGUCAACUUCACCUUCUUUACAACAACAAUCUAAAUUAAUCAUCAAAUUGGCUGAUUUCGAUUAUGCCAAACAAGUCGAUGUGAGCAAUGCAAAAACAUUUUGUGGCUCUCAAGAAUACAUUGCACCUGAAAUAUUCAAGUAUGGAUAUUACAAUCAUCACGUUGUACAACAGAAAAAGAAGUUACACAAUCAUGUAACAUCAUCAUCAACAAUGAAACAAUCAACAAAUGGAGGAUCAUUUUCCAACAACAAAAACACUACUUCUAGUGUUAACACAACUACUAGCUCUAUAACAAACAAUCCUUCUACUACCUCAAAUUAUUUUUAUUACACAAAUAAGGUCGAUAUAUGGUCCUAUGGCGUGGUUGUGUAUCAAUUAUUGGUGCCACCUUUAAAAUUAAAUCAUUUACCAAAAUUUAGAGAUGAAUUGGCUAAGAAUCCAAAUUAUGUCAAAAACUUACUGAAGGAUUAUUUAUUCGAAGAUCAUGAUCCCAUUACUGUCAUUCAGGGCUCAACAAGUGGAGCCACAUCUGACAUCAACAACACUCUGGAUCCUUCUUCCCAACAGAAUUAUCCGGAAAAUAUUAUCAUUAAUUCAUCUCUAACCAAUCAACAAUUGUAUCAGCAAUGUAUGGCUCAGAUUGUGACUGAUUGUUUGCAAUUGGAUCCCAAUCAAAGACCAGAUGCCAAAGAUAUUGUGAGAAGAAUUGAAAUUAUUUAUUACCAUACUUUUAAUAAGGGACUCAGUUCAAUGCAGAAAUAA
Molecule: messenger RNA, 2229 nt
Organism: Naegleria fowleri
Lineage: Eukaryota; Heterolobosea; Eutetramitea; Acrasida; Naegleriidae
Exons: 1
Coding region: 1-2229 (742 amino acids)
Biological process (GO): protein phosphorylation
Molecular function (GO): ATP binding; protein kinase activity
Source: RefSeq, a predicted model, not a curated record